This is a messenger RNA of Tupaia belangeri chinensis (Chinese tree shrew), 812 nucleotides long. It is a transcript of the gene TIMP1, whose product is annotated as TIMP metallopeptidase inhibitor 1. The record is from RefSeq and is a predicted model, not a curated record. The coding region runs from base 92 to 715 and encodes 207 amino acids. Gene Ontology annotation, cellular component: extracellular matrix. Lineage: Eukaryota; Metazoa; Chordata; Mammalia; Scandentia; Tupaiidae. Gene Ontology annotation, biological process: response to hormone; negative regulation of membrane protein ectodomain proteolysis; response to cytokine. The transcript is spliced from 6 exons. Gene Ontology annotation, molecular function: protease binding; metalloendopeptidase inhibitor activity.
CGCCCCUCGAGUGGACAUUUAUCCUCUACCGCUCAGGCCCUGCCGCCAUCGCCGCAGAUCCAGCGCUUACUGAGACACGAGAGAACCCACCAUGGCCCCCUUUGUGCCCCUGGCCUCCAGCAUCCUGCUGUUACUGUGUCUGACAGCCCCCAGCAGGGCCUGCACCUGUGUGCCACCCCAUCCACAGAUGGCCUUUUGCAGUUCUGACCUGGUCAUCAGAGCCAAGUUCAUGGGGCCUGCAGAAGUCAACGAGACUACCUUAUACCAGCGUUAUGAGAUCAAGACGACCAAGGUCUUCAAAGGGUUCAACGCUUUGGGAGAUGUCGCUGACCUCCAGUUCGUCCACACCCCCGCCAUGGAGAGCGUCUGCGGAUACUUCCACACAUCCCAGAACCGCAGCGAGGAAUUUCUCAUUGCUGGACAAUUGCGGAACGGACACUUGCACAUCACCACCUGCAGUUUCGUGGCACCCUGGAACAGUCUGAGCCUUGCCCAGCGCCGGGGCUUCACCAAGGCCUACGCUGCUGGCUGUGAGGAAUGCACAGUAUUUCCCUGUUUAUCCAUCCCUUGCAAAUUGGAGAGUGACACUCAUUGCUUGUGGACGGACCAGCUCCUCCUUGGCUCUGAGAAGGGCUACCAGAGCCGCCACCUUGCCUGCCUGCCAAGGGAGCCAGGGAUGUGCACCUGGCAGUCACUGCGGCUCCGGAAGGCCUGAAUCCUAUCCCCAGUGGAAGCUGAAGCCCGCACAGUAUUCGCCCGUACCCACGCCUGUCUUCUUCCUGGAUGAUGAAAUAAAGAAGUACCACCCAGCA